This is a messenger RNA of Spinacia oleracea (spinach), 849 nucleotides long. Its product is annotated as peamaclein. The record is from RefSeq and is a predicted model, not a curated record. Bases 229 to 537 code for a protein of 102 amino acids. NCBI's taxonomy places the organism in Eukaryota, Viridiplantae, Streptophyta, Magnoliopsida, Caryophyllales, Amaranthaceae. The transcript has 2 exons.
UUUUAGUACACCGAUUAGGUAUGCCGUAUUGCGUUACUUCCCCGAAACAGAGCACGAUUUUAAGUUUGCUUCCUCGAAUUGUCAAGAAGAAAGGGGAAAAGGAAAAAAAGACUUUGGCUUCGUGAAUAUAAAUGCGCAACACGGCAUGAACUUUUUCCACUAGCAAGUCAUACAAACAUUCAUAUCACCAAAAACCAAGUAUUUCUCUCAAAAAACUUGAAAAAUAAAAUGAAGAUUUCAAUGGCAACUCUUCUUAUUUCCUUAAUCAUAUGCUCUACUUUGCUCGUUAUCACUAAUGCUGAUCUCUCCGUUAUGCCACCUCAGCCUUCUGCUGCCUCAGCCACAACCUCCGGAUUUUGUAACAACAAAUGCGGUGUAAGGUGCGCCCUAAAGGGGAUAAACUCAAGGUGUAUGAAAUAUUGUUUGAUGUGUUGUGGGAAGUGCAGCUGUGUUCCUUCUGGGACUUCCGGGAAUUUGAAUGAGUGCCCUUGUUAUAGGGACAUGAAGGCACCAAAUGGCAGGCCUAAGUGCCCUUAAAAUCAAUCAUCACUUUUAAUUAAUAAUUAAUUAUGUAUCCCAACUUUUCUCAUAUUUAAUCGAUCAAUUAAUCUUUGUUGCUAUAAAUGAGAAUGAUGUACUUCGUAUAACAUGUAUUAUCAUAUGGAUCAUUAGAUCUUUAUGUGUUAGAUUUUAAUUGAUUGAAAUAUGCUUUAUCUAAAUAAAGAUAUGAUUUUGUAAUAGUUGGUCCAAGGAGAAUUUGACCAUAUUAUAUAUAGACCCUUAGUAUUAAUCACUAAGUUAAUAUCUUAGUAAAACUUUAACUUGAAAUUAAUAUUUUUUUUAAUUGGA